AUGUCCGGCUCCUAUAGACCCUUGCAGGAUGAUCCAUCGGCCUCUGGCAUCGGUCCAUCCGCCGCCUCGGCCUCCGUCACCGUCGAGGGCUUCGGCUCAUACAGCAGCUCCUUCACCGGAUUCCCUCCCUCGGGCCUCGAUCAAGCCGAGCGAGUGAACAAAUACGAGACGCAGCUCCCCAUUCGCCUGGAUAUCGAGGCAGCACUGUGCUACUUCCUGGGUGCAUUCACGGGAGUAGCGCUUUUGAUCCUGGAAACCAAGAACGACUAUGUCCGAUUCCAUGCCUGGCAAUCCUGCCUCCUGUUCACGCCGUACUUUAUCCUGCAGUUUGUCUUCUCCUUUGUCUCCAGCAGCCUGAGCUGGCUGCUUUUCUUUGCGGAAAUUGGUCUGAUUGCCUGGCUUGGCUACAAGGCCGCCAUCGGCGCCGAUAACUUGGAGCGAUACCAACUCCCAUUCAUUGGGCCGAUCGCCUAUCAGUGGGUCGAGUUCGAGUGA
Messenger RNA from Polychytrium aggregatum, 495 nucleotides. RefSeq lists its product as uncharacterized. The record is from RefSeq and is a predicted model, not a curated record. The transcript is spliced from 5 exons. NCBI's taxonomy places the organism in Eukaryota, Fungi, Chytridiomycota, Chytridiomycetes, Polychytriales. Bases 1 to 495 code for a protein of 164 amino acids.